Molecule: messenger RNA, 1444 nt
Organism: Gallus gallus (chicken)
Lineage: Eukaryota; Metazoa; Chordata; Aves; Galliformes; Phasianidae
Gene: MC1R
Product: melanocortin 1 receptor
Exons: 1
Coding region: 302-1246 (314 amino acids)
Biological process (GO): G protein-coupled receptor signaling pathway
Cellular component (GO): membrane
Molecular function (GO): melanocyte-stimulating hormone receptor activity
Source: RefSeq, marked validated
CUUCCCCAUCACCGCCGCUGAGCCCUCUCUGAGCUCCGGAUACGCCGGGCAGUGCCGGUGGGGAGGGCGGCCGAGACAGCGGAGUCCCCGCGCUGCUGCCCAGAGGGCUCCCGGGUGGGGGACCGCUUCCCCAUCCUUGUGCCUGGGGUGCAGAGGUGCCCACAUCCCCUCUGCCUCGUGACCGCGUGCUGCGGGAGCACUGGUGGGGCUGGUUGGGCGCACGGGGGCUUUGUAGGUGCUGCAGUUGUGCUCGGGGCCACGGCCUCCAGCCAGGGGGUCCCUGGGGGCUGAGGCCGGGGCCAUGUCGAUGCUGGCCCCCCUGCGCCUGCUGCGCGAGCCCUGGAACGCCAGUGAGGGCAACCAGAGCAAUGCCACGGCCGGGGCCGGAGGUGCCUGGUGCCAGGGGCUGGACAUCCCCAAUGAGCUCUUCCUGACGCUGGGGCUGGUGAGCCUGGUGGAGAACCUGCUGGUGGUGGCCGCCAUCCUCAAGAACAGGAAUCUGCACUCGCCCACGUACUACUUCAUCUGCUGCCUGGCCGUCUCCGACAUGCUGGUGAGCGUCAGCAACCUGGCCAAGACGCUCUUCAUGCUGCUGAUGGAGCACGGCGUGCUGGUGAUCCGCGCCAGCAUCGUCCGCCACAUGGACAAUGUCAUCGACAUGCUCAUCUGCAGCUCCGUCGUGUCCUCCCUCUCCUUCCUGGGGGUCAUCGCCGUGGACCGCUACAUCACCAUCUUCUAUGCGCUGCGCUACCACAGCAUCAUGACGCUGCAGCGCGCCGUGGUCACCAUGGCCAGCGUCUGGCUGGCCAGCACCGUCUCCAGCACCGUCUUAAUCACCUACUACCGCAACAACGCCAUCCUGCUCUGCCUCAUUGGCUUCUUCCUCUUCAUGCUGGUCCUCAUGCUGGUGCUCUACAUUCACAUGUUCGCGCUGGCGUGCCACCACGUGCGCAGCAUCUCCAGCCAGCAGAAGCAGCCCACCAUCUACCGCACCAGCAGCCUGAAGGGAGCCGUCACGCUCACCAUCCUGCUGGGAGUCUUCUUCAUCUGCUGGGGGCCCUUCUUCUUCCACCUCAUCCUCAUCGUCACCUGCCCCACCAACCCCUUCUGCACCUGCUUCUUCAGCUAUUUCAACCUCUUCCUCAUCCUCAUCAUCUGCAAUUCAGUGGUCGAUCCCCUGAUCUAUGCCUUCCGGAGCCAGGAGCUCCGGCGGACGCUGCGGGAGGUGGUGCUGUGCUCCUGGUAGGAGGCGGCACAGACAGGAGGAUGGAUGGAUGGAUGGAUGGACGGAUGGACGGAUGGAUGGAUGGACAAACAGAUGGGUGGAUGGACAGAUGGGUGGAUGGACAGACAGACGCACCGCGGGGUGUCCCCUGGGUGCCCCAGUGCAGCUGGGGUUGGGCUGCCUGGCCUCGCGCUCCCAAAUAAAGGCUCUUUGCAGUGA